AGGGGCGGGGCUGCCUCUUACCUGUUUUCUGUUGGAGCAGAACCUCAGUCUGUCCCCACCUGGGCCACCAUCCCUGCCUGCCUGCCUGUGGGCGGGGCAGGGGAAGCAAACCUUGUUGGGGGCCAGAGGAGGGAGAAAGGGGAGACAGGUGGGGGUCCUGCAGGACCCGGUGAUGACAGGCUGCCAGGCUUCCUGGAGGUGAUCAGGCCUCGGGAACACGACAUGGCACAGACGGGACAGGUCCCCUCUCCUGGGGCUGGCCUGGACCAGCCCUGCGUGUUCAAGCUGGUCCUCCUGGGAAGUGGCUCUGUGGGCAAGUCCAGCUUGGCUCUCCGGUACGUGAAGAAUGACUUCAAGAGCAUCCUGCCCACCGUGGGAUGUGCAUUCUUCACGAAGGUGGUGGACUUGGGCGCCAAGUCUCUGAAGUUUGAGAUCUGGGACACAGCUGGCCAGGAGAAGUACCACAGCAUCUGCCACCUGUACUUUCGGGGCGCCAACGCUGCGCUUCUGGUGUAUGACAUCACCAGGAAGGAUUCCUUCUGCAAGGCUCAGCAGUGGCUGAAGGACCUAGAGAGGGAGUCCCCCCCAGGGGAGGUGGUGGUGAUGCUGGUUGGGAACAAGACGGACCUCGGCGAGCAGCGGGAGGUGACGCUCCAGGAAGGGAAAGAGUUUGCGGAGAGCAAGAGUCUGCUGUUCAUGGAGGCCUCAGCCAAACUAAACCACCAGGUGACCGAGGUCUUUAAUGCUGUAGCCUGGGAGCUCCUGCAGAGAGAAGAGAAGAAGGAGGGACAGCAGCAGCGUGGAGAUGCAGGGCUGGCUCUGAACGGGGCAUCUGCCGGGCAGGCCAGGUGCUGCCCCCACUAGCAGCAGCCACGUUAGGGUGGGGGGCCUGGGGAAGAUGCCCCCCCCAGGCCAGGAGGCUCAGCAGGGGGAGCCACUGCCUCCACCAAGGAUCUGAGUCGCCAUCAAACAGGCUUGUUCCCUGAGUCCCAGAGGUUCUGGAAGCUGGCAUCCGCCAGUGUUCCCACUUCCCAGAGCCGGUGGGAAUCGUUCAGGAGAAGAUCCGGGGCUAGGGGGCUUCUAGGGCUGAUACAGAGAACGUUCACCUUUUAGCAUUUGUGGGCCCUGCUCCUGGGCUCCCAGGGAAGCUGUGCUUUAAUACUUUCGAAGGUCAAAGUGACUCGGCAAAACCUUUCCAAAGCUUGGGCUGCAUUUCUGCCCCCAGCACACACUGUGCAUUGGCCUCACAGGAUAAAAAAAAACCCCAUAAGGAACAUUCCAAACAUAAAGAUAAGGGAAAGGAAACACCUCCCUGGUUCCUGGAAGAUUAAAGUCCUAUAACCUGGCACACACUAAAACCAAGAUAAAAAUCUGUAACUUUCUGGAAUGUCCUUUGUCACGAUGACAUUGAUAACCCCUGACAUUGAUACCUGAUGCCCAGGCCAGGUGCGCCCACCCUGGUCUGGAUGGCUGUCCCUUCUGCAGUCUCACUGUCCAUUUGGGGCUGGGCCUGCCUGGUUCUGAGAGUUGGGGGAGGAGGGGUCAGGCCCGCAUGGGGGUGACAGUGUUGGGAAGAUCAUGGGACUGCGUCCACUUCCUACAUCUCGGGGCGGUGGACCCAGGAAGGAAGGCAUCUAAUGGGACAGUUGGGGCGGGGUUGGGGGUGGGGGACCGGCCCCUCCACCCUCUCUUCUCCUGGCUCUGAGUUCAGCCAGUGAUGCUUGUGCCCAGGGAACCUGAGGACACAGAUUUCUAGCCCUGGUGUGAGUGGAACUGCCCGUAUGUCUGCAGACAUCCAGCCACUUUCUCUGAGCUGGUGUCGCCGAGUUUGCGAGGCUGGGGUUUGUGAUGGUGCGUGUUUUAGGAGGGCUUGUUCCGAGUGAACGAGGAGGUAGGCCCAGGCCCAGACUGUGGCUCAGGGCCACAGGACACUUCUCCAGGGCUGACACAUCACAUGUUCACCCCAUUACUGCCUGUUUCCAGGGGCAGGACCAGAUGGUCUUUUGGGGAGGUUAGCCCUGAUGUCAAGUUGAGGGUAUUUCAGAGGGUGCGCUGUUUUGUGAGGUGGAGAGGUGGCAUUGGUUUUCAUCCUUGCCCCAAAGUCUGAAAUUAUAAACACUAAGACACUGUGGUCCACCUGGAAAGGCUGCUUUCGCUGUAUUGCCGGGAGGACCAACAGCAGGACAGGAGUAAAGCAUCCUUUCACGCUUACUCUGAAUUCUUGGCAUCCAUGAGGGGCGUGCCAGCGUUUCUAGGGGCUCCUCUGCACUGGUUCUCUGCUUGCGUCCACCCUGCCACAGGCCUAUCAUCCCAGCCGAGGGCCUGGACCUUUGGUUGGGGCCCAGCAGGCAGGGAGCUCUGAACUGAUCAGGACUCACCCUGGCAUUGGCUAGGACCUGUCCAGCUGGGGUCGUCUCAGCAUGGCUGUAUCCCUCCAAAAGUCAGGGCUCCCGACAAGGCUCCCUCCUACGUUCUGGCCCCUGGUCCCUCCCUCAGCCUACAGGCCUGGGACCCCCUGCAUUCCAACCUCAAGAUCAUGGUAUGUCUUCCCAGACAAAUGCAGGUUUCCCAAGGCGUCUCUGGUCAUGCUUGAGAAAAGCUAAAGGAUAAAUACAGAAAUAAAAGCGUCUGAGAGGGUCUGUUA
Molecule: messenger RNA, 2644 nt
Organism: Mustela lutreola (European mink)
Lineage: Eukaryota; Metazoa; Chordata; Mammalia; Carnivora; Mustelidae
Gene: RAB17
Product: RAB17, member RAS oncogene family
Exons: 6
Coding region: 223-864 (213 amino acids)
Cellular component (GO): endosome
Molecular function (GO): GTPase activity; GTP binding
Source: RefSeq, a predicted model, not a curated record